GAAGGUCAAUCUCUCCAAGAAAUAUUAAAUUUCAUUAAAACAUAUGAUAAUGCCAUUAAUGGUACGCAAGACCUAUUGAUCGAGGUUUUACAACAAAGAAAAGCGAGUCUAACAACUGAAAAUGAACGGUUAAGAAAAUUAAAUGGAGGCUCCGUUGAUCAACUUUGUCAUGAAAUUGUUACCUCAAUUGCGCAAAUAAAUGAACUAAAAGGUAAUAUUGUCGCAUUAGGAAAUCAAAUCGAAACAAAAAAUUCGGAAAUUACAAGUUUAAAAGAUCAAAUAUAUAGAAUGACACAAGAAAAUUGCAAUUUUAGAGAAACCUUGGGGAAGCUUAAAUCUCAAGCAACCGACCUUUUUAAAGAUUUGUAA
This is a messenger RNA of Dentiscutata erythropus, 369 nucleotides long. NCBI's taxonomy places the organism in Eukaryota, Fungi, Glomeromycota, Glomeromycetes, Diversisporales, Gigasporaceae. The record is from the annotation of a GenBank genome assembly.